CAAAACAAACGUUUUACUAAAAUUGUAAAUCGGCUAACUAAACGAGUGUUUUCUAAUUUGUACAGCAAAAGUAAGCUUGAAUACAGUGACAAACCGGUUACGCUGUAUCCUAUAUGUUCGGAACUAGUCUUGCCGGUUGAAGUGUGGCAUUUUUGUUUUAUUUCACCUUGAACGUCGAACAUCGCCACGGGCUGUUCCUGUUGUCUACUAAAGAGCCGCGAGCCGACCCAGGAUGGCAAAUGAUAGGGAAAUUUUGCGUGAAAUUUGGGAGGGUAAAAUUCCGAUUCACUUUCAACUGUCGUCGGACGAAACGGACGUGACGCCGGAGGAGUAUUUUCUGCUGAUUCCCAGACUAAGUUACUUUCCGCUGGUGACUGAUAAGGUGCGGAAGCAUUUUUUGAAGUUUGUAUCCAAUGAGUUGCAGGAUGGAGAGAUGUGGCUGGACAGUAACGGAACUCCACUUAAGUGGCACUACCCAAUAGGAGUGCUGUUUGAUCUUCUAGUCGGCAAUGAAGCCAUCCUGCCUUGGCACAUCACAGUCCACUUUUCCAAGUUUCCCGAAGAUGUCCUAUUUCGGUGUCCAAAUAAAGACAUUGUCGAAUCACAUUUUAUGUCUAGUCUGAAGGAAGCGGACGUGCUGAAACACCGCGGCCAGGUGGUUUCAGCGAUGCAGAAAAAGGACCACAACCAGCUCUGGUUGGGAUUGGUAAACGACAAGUUCGAUCAAUUUUGGGCCGUCAAUCGCAGACUGAUGGAACCUAUUCCGGAUCAGGACGGUUUCAAGCACAUUCCAGUUCGAUGUUAUGCCGAGGACGGCACUUACCAGCAAAAGCUAGUCGCGCCCAGCACCGAAACGGGCCAGAAACGCACCCUGCAGGACUUACUGGAAGACUUCUCGACACCUGUCCGGAAAGCAGUGGAAGCACGGACACACGGGGUCACCGUUCCGGAAAAUACUCCUCUCCAGUGGCUUUCGGAACACCUUAGCUAUCCGGAUAAUUUCCUACAUCUUUGCUUGAUCAUGGCUUAGACAAGCUCCUCGCAUUUUUUUUCCUGAAUUUCAGAACUGUGACAGCGACGACGACGGCGGCGGGUAAGUCUCAGGAAUCGAACACUCAGCAACGAUUUAGAACUGUAUUGGGGAUCAUCGAAAAUUGACAGCAAAUUCGAUUAGUCGCUUCACACUCUCGGCUACAAAUCGCUCUUGUACCGAGUACGAAUAUUUCACACAGCACAGCAUAGACUUUCUUAUUGGACAUUUAAUCAUUUGUAUGUAUCUGUAUGUAUAUGUAUUAAUAGUCAUAGUUGGGACUCACAGCGGAUAUUUAGUCUGUAAGCAUAUAAUAAAAUACUGUAAAAGUCAUCUAAACUAAAUUAUGGCUUGCUUUUGUACGUGGUGCUGAUCCCGUAAUCUCACUCUCGCCGUUAUGCUUUUGUGAUAGACAGAGACGAGAAGGAAGAAAAAGAAGAAGAAACUAACCGAAAUGAGUAAUAAACUGAAACCAUCACCAU
Sabethes cyaneus is the source of this 1512-nucleotide messenger RNA. It is a transcript of the gene Atg5, whose product is annotated as autophagy protein 5. The transcript is spliced from 7 exons. NCBI's taxonomy places the organism in Eukaryota, Metazoa, Arthropoda, Insecta, Diptera, Culicidae. The coding region runs from base 233 to 1030 and encodes 265 amino acids. The record is from RefSeq and is a predicted model, not a curated record. Gene Ontology annotation, cellular component: cytoplasm; Atg12-Atg5-Atg16 complex; phagophore assembly site membrane. Gene Ontology annotation, biological process: cellular response to nitrogen starvation; autophagosome assembly; nucleophagy.